GCCAUUGCACACAUAUCUUCUCGUUCUUAAAUCAAGCUGCUGCCUCUCCCUCCUCCUCUUGACAAGCACCAUUCCUCUCAACUGAACCUGUCAAACAGAGAGAGAAGUAGAUGAUAGCGUGAGAGAAUAGAACAGAAGAAAGAAGAUAAAAAAAAAGAAAAGGAAAGGAAAGCUCUGUGUAAAGCCUGCAUCUACGUGCUCUCUUUGGUUGGGGUGUUCUUGCUGCUAGAACUAGCUUAGCCUGGUUCUGCCAUGGAGUGAAGAGGCCUCUCGUUCAUCUCCGAUUCUUGGGGGUUGUCUUCAGCUGUUCAGCAAGAGCCGAGAGCUUAGCUUGGGGCAAAGGAAAUGCCGUCCCGGAUGAUGCAGGCGUUCGCGCAGGAGGCUUCCGACUUCGACCGGCAGAUGGGCUGCAUGGCCGGCAUGUUCCAGAUCUUCGACCGCCGCCGCCUCCUCACCGCGCGUCAACGCGGCGGAGCCCGAGGCACGGCGCCACCAGGCCAUGUUUUGCCAAACAGCAACAGCAAUGUCUCGAUUCAAAACCCAGUUGCUUCAAACAACACUCUGGACAAAACCUUCAGCAAAAGUAUGACCGAGAACAGUAGCCUCUCCAUGGAAUCAUCGCGGGCAUCUUCUUCUUCCUCAUCGUGCUCUUCGUUCUCGUCCACAGACAUCAACAGACCAAUACAACAAGAGCUCUCCUACAUCAACAAAGAGCGUUUUGCUGGGAAGCCACCAAGAAGCUCACAGACAAAGAGUGUGAAAUGUUCCAAGACAGAGGCCAAAACCAAAGACCCACACACUGGCUUUAGAGACAUUGUCAAGGAGUCCAUCAACCGGGAAACCCAUGGUAUGACCAUCAAGACGUCGACAAAGGAGUCCAGAAAAGGAUUGCACAAAGACUCACCAAGGCCGUUGCUGAUCUCCAAAUCAACCGAUGGAACUUACGUGAUUGGGAUCGACAGGAGCACCGGCGUUCCUGGAUAUGUUCAUGAAUCCAGCAGGCCACCACGCUUCUCAUGCGACGAUCGGCAACUCCUGAGGUCGGUCGAAGCGCAAGACAGCAAGAAGCCUUCAGCAAAGCUCAAGGAGCUUCCCAGGCUGUCCUUGGACAGCAGAAAAGAAUCCAUGAAUCCAUGUUCACGUCUGAAGAACUCUGGCUACAUAAGAACUGAUGACAACCUCCUGGAUGUUCUGAAGCACCAAGAAUCGCCGAGCCAUCAGCGGGCCAGCAGCGUCGUUGCCAAGCUCAUGGGGUUGGAAGGAACUACUCCUGACAUCCAUGAGACGGCAAGGUCACCUACACCUGUCCAUGGCACGCAAAUUGAUCAGCCGUCACACUGUCAAAGGAUCAAGAACCAAGAUCAUAGUGUCCCGGUGCAGAAGAAUCACUCUCCAGUACUGAAAACCAAUCCUUCUCCAAGAAUUAUCCCUGAAGCAGCCCCAUGGAGACAGAAUGAGAGAGCUGUAACAGGACGUGCAGCUGAAGUGAAGCCAAGAACUGCAUCCAUCUAUGCUGACAUACAGAGAAGACUCAGGGGUCUAGAGUUGUCGGAAUGCAACAAGGAACUGAGGGCUCUCAGGAUAUUGAGCACACUGCACAAAAAGGAUGGCCCAAGCCAGAGCGACAACAAUCCUGAAUUAACAGCCAUUCAAAAGAAGGCCUCUGAACAAAUAGUUGAUUCUGAAAAUUUCCAGUCUCCAAUUGUGAUCAUGAAACCAGCAAGAUGCAUCACAAAACCUGAUGCUUCAGAUACUUUGGUUGCUCCCCUUUCAAGGCCAAAAGGCAUAAGAAGACUACGGCAUGAAGAGACAUCUUUCACCAGGAAGAAUGAAAACAGUGAUAGCAAGAGAAAUCAUUCUCCGAAUGAAAGUGCUCAUUCCAGUGGUGAGGAACCUGUAAAUUCUGCAAGAUCACCAAGGCUUUCCAGCUCAUUGAGCCCCAGGCUGGCACAGAAGAAGGCGGACUCUGAAAGGAGGUCUCGUCCACCGGUUUUGCCAACGUCACCAGGCAAGAAAUCUAAAGAAACAGUGUCCCCAAGAGGCAGGCUAAGAUCAAGGCACUCGCAAACAAAGAGCAACUCUGACAACGAUAAUGUGUUACACAUCCCUGAAACUAAAAUCAAUUUGGCAAAGCAGAUCGAUGUGGGUGUCGUUGAUCAUCCGAAUCCUCUGAAUGCCAACUCACCAUAUAUCCAUCAAAGCAAAAUAGCUUCAACACCCAAUCGUGAGGAAAUGCCUACAAUUCUACCUGCAGACAAGAAGAAGAUCCAUCCACAGGAGAACAUCCCAAGUCCUGUGUCAGUUCUUGAUGCAACAUUUUAUCAUGAGGGGUCAUCGCCUUCUCUGAAGAGAAUCUCAGAUUCCUUCAAAGACGGCGAGACGCAUACUUCAGAUGAGAGUUGGAACCCAACAAGCCUCCCUGAUACACCACCUUCAAAGGCAAGCAACGAUGGCAACCAGAUAAAGGCAGAAAACAUGAAAGCCCUCAUCCAAAAGCUUGAGCUCUUGCAAAUGUUGAGUGAGGAAGCUCUGAAAACCGAUGACACUUUUUCAUCAGUUGCUGCCAAUAAAGAUCACCAGUACCUCUACGAGAUACUUUCAGCAUCAGGGAUCCUACACAACAAACUAAAUUUUCAAAUGAUGCCUCAUCAGCUGCGACCAUCAAGCUACCCGAUUAAUCCAGAGCUUUUCCUCAUCCUUGAACAAGCAAAACCAGACGAAGAAAAGCUGCACCGUAGGCUCAUAUUUGAUCUUGCAAAUGAACUCCUCGCCCAGCAAAUGGAUGCCAACCACACUGUGAAUUCAUCAGUGCAGUUCUUUCAGUCAAAGAAGUUAAGUGGGUGGCAACUUUUCAAGGACUUAUGUGCAGAGAUUGACAUGAUCCAGUCUCGGUCCUCAAUGAUAAGGUGCUCUGAAGAGGAAGAUAGCAGGCUAGCAGAGGAUGCAAUGCAAGGCAUGAAAGAGUGGAAGAGCUCCGACAGUGAACGGCAAGGAAUUGUUUUGGCCAUUGAAAAAUCCAUCUUUAAGGAUCUUAUUGAUGAGAUAAUUAGUGGAGUAGACAAAGGGAAGGUGCACCUGACGCAAUGGAAGCUAAGGAGGCAGCUGUCUUUCAUCAGCAUAUAGGCCAAAUUUCUGCUUCUUAGGAAGCUUAGCUAAUGGUAUAUGUAACCGUUUUAAACUGGCUAUACAAUCCAUGAGUUAACUGACAUAUAUAUAUCUACAUGAGCAAGCAAACAGUAACACUGAGAUCUUGCCAACCAAAAAAAAAAAUAUCCAAAGAUUCCCUCGAA
This is a messenger RNA of Oryza sativa Japonica Group (Japanese rice), 3290 nucleotides long. Its product is annotated as protein LONGIFOLIA 2. Gene Ontology annotation, biological process: regulation of monopolar cell growth. Lineage: Eukaryota; Viridiplantae; Streptophyta; Magnoliopsida; Poales; Poaceae. The record is from RefSeq and is a predicted model, not a curated record.